Molecule: messenger RNA, 1685 nt
Organism: Oryzias melastigma (Indian medaka)
Lineage: Eukaryota; Metazoa; Chordata; Actinopteri; Beloniformes; Adrianichthyidae
Gene: tecrb
Product: trans-2,3-enoyl-CoA reductase b
Exons: 12
Coding region: 54-1088 (344 amino acids)
Biological process (GO): very long-chain fatty acid biosynthetic process
Molecular function (GO): oxidoreductase activity, acting on the CH-CH group of donors
Source: RefSeq, a predicted model, not a curated record
GAUGUCAUUGGGUACAUCGUUGAUAGUGUGGGUGUGUUUUUUGCCUGAGGUAAAUGCUGAUUGGCUGGUUCAGGCGCGUGGUCAUUCACACUACUGCUCGCUCAUUGGAGGUUUUCCCGUCAGUCAUCGAGGUGGAUCAGAAGGGUUUGCUAACUACCAAGAUGAAGCACUACGAGGUGGAGAUACUGGAUGCCAAGACCAAGGAGAAGCUCUGUUUCCUGGACAAGGUCGAGCCAAAUGCCACCAUCGGUGAGAUCAAGUCCAUGUUCCAUAGGACUCAUCCUCAGUGGUACCCAGCCAGACAGUCCAUUCGUCUCGACCCGAAGGGGAAGUCUCUAAAGGACGAGGAUGUUCUGCAGCAUCUUCCAGUGGGAACCACGGCAACGUUCUACUUCAGGGACUUGGGAGCUCAGAUCAGCUGGGUUACAGUUUUCCUGACAGAAUACACCGGUCCUCUGGUCAUCUAUCUCUUGUUCUACUUCAGAGUUCCCUUCAUCUAUGCACCCAAAUAUGACUUCACCACCAGUAAACACUGGGUUGUACAUCUGGCGUGUAUGUGUCACUCCUUCCACUAUGUGAAGAGGCUGCUGGAAACUCUUUUUGUCCAUCGCUUCUCUCAUGGAACAAUGCCACUGCGGAACAUUUUUAAGAACUGUACCUACUACUGGGGCUUUGCAGCGUGGAUGGCUUACUACAUCAAUCACCCACUGUACACCCCCCCCAUCUAUGGCGAGCAGCAGAUCCGACUGGCCCUCAUCUUAUUUUUGUUCUGUCAGAUUGGCAACUUUUCCAUCCACAUUGCUCUCCGGAACCUCCGUCCACCAGGCUCUAAGACCAGAAAGAUUCCUUAUCCAACCAAGAACCCUUUCACCUGGAUCUUCCUGCUGGUGUCCUGCCCAAACUACACCUAUGAGCUGGGCUCCUGGCUCGGCUUCACCCUGAUGACCCAGUGUCUGCCCGUCGCCUUCUUUACUCUGGUGGGCUUCAUCCAAAUGACGGUUUGGGCCAAAGGGAAGCACCGCAGCUACCUGAAGGAGUUUCGAGACUACCCUCCUCUCCGCUCUCCCAUCCUCCCUUUCGUUCUGUAGAAGACGGCUUCGUUAGUUGGCCUAUUCUGAAAAUGCUCUCCUUGAUUCCAGAAUUUACACUGAAACUAAAGACUGAUGAUUUGUCAUUGUGUCCCCUCUAACCAGAUGCCCGGCUUUCUUCCUCCAGUCCUUCCUGUGUAUUUCUAAUGUGAACCCGUCAUUUCCUGCAGGUGUUUUUGCGGGGCGCUCAGACCUCCGGUGAACGUCAUCUGGUGUACAAUGUAAAGAGGUCCAUAACUUUAUGACUUGACUCUAUUGUACUGAGCUUGACUGUGAUCUUUGAUUGUUCUGUUAAAAAUCUUGUUAAAAAUUCAUGUCUGAAACAUGAUAGAAUUCUUCUUAAUGUCAAAGGGUAAUUUAUAAAAAAACAUAGUGACAAUAUUUCAUUUUCAAACUUCCGUCUGAGUUGUUUCGACAUGCAGUGUUCCCUCGCUCUAUCGCGGUUCACCUUUAGUGGUCUUGCUCUCUCAUAGAUUAUUUUAUUGUAAUUGUUUACAGUGCACUGUGUUCUGCAUCCUGAUUGGUUGGCUUGUUGAUCUCUCUCUCCUGUACAGAAUGUGAUCAGUUUGCCACAUUUACAUAAAUCUCUCAUCAUGA